AUGGGUUUCACCGAUUUCGUUUCUGACGCUGGCCUCACUCUUGCCAACAACUGGUUCGCCACCAGGAGCUACGUUAUUGGCGACGCUCCUUCUCAGGCCGAUGUCGUGACCUUCAAGGCCUUCUCCGGCGCCCCUGACGCCGAGAAGUACCCUCACGUUGCCCGCUGGUACAAGCACAUUGCUUCCCACGAGGCUGACUUCGCCACUCUCCCUGGUGAUGCCUCCAAGCCCCACACCACCUACGGCCCUGAGUCCACCGAGCUCCCCACCAACCCUAAGGACAAGCCCGCCGCCGAUGAUGAUGACGACAUGGACCUCUUCGGCAGUGACGACGAGGAGGAGGAGGAUCCUGAGGUCGCCAAGAAGCACGCAGAGAACCUUGCUGCGUACCAGGCCAAGAAGGCGGCCAAGGGCCCCAAGCCCGCUGCCAAGUCCAUUGUCACUCUUGAGGUCAAGCCUUGGGAUGAUGAGACCAACCUUGAGGAGAUGGAGGCCAACGUCCGUGCUAUUGAAAAGGAUGGCCUUGUCUGGAGUGCCUCCAAGUGGGUUGCUAUUGGCUACGGUAUCAAGAAGCUCCAGAUCAACCUGGUCGUUGAGGACGAGAAGAUCUCCCUCGACGAGCUCCAGCAGGAGAUCGAGGAGGAUGAGGAUCACGUCCAGUCCACCGAUAUCGCUGCUAUGCAGAAGCUGUAA
Messenger RNA from Aspergillus bombycis, 693 nucleotides. RefSeq names its product translation elongation factor 1 subunit beta. Gene Ontology annotation, molecular function: translation elongation factor activity; guanyl-nucleotide exchange factor activity. Gene Ontology annotation, cellular component: cytosol; eukaryotic translation elongation factor 1 complex. The transcript is spliced from 4 exons. The record is from RefSeq and is a predicted model, not a curated record. Gene Ontology annotation, biological process: translational elongation. NCBI's taxonomy places the organism in Eukaryota, Fungi, Ascomycota, Eurotiomycetes, Eurotiales, Aspergillaceae. Bases 1 to 693 code for a protein of 230 amino acids.